UACCCGUUAUUUUAACAUAAAUUUUACGUAGGUAUUAUUUGUAGAUUCGUCUAGCACAAAAAUAAUAAGGGCUUAACUAGCUGCUUAACCCGCUGUAACCUUGUGACGGGCGCGCAACCACACUGCCCUGAAAAGGAGGCGUUUCAGUAGACAGCGAACAUCGCGACGCUACACACAUGCGCUGAACCUCCCUCCGCAGCCUUCGCGUAAUGGGAUACAGUGCUUUCUACACUUAAUGUUCUGUUAAAACAUAGGGAUGUCGCCGCUACUUGGAGCUUUGUUGCGGUGGCGCCGCGAGGUAGUCGAGGAGUCUUCGCUCGAAGCAGCAACCGUAUCCACUGAAUCAUCACGUGAAUCAGAAUCGGCGAGCAAUGCUUACGUAUCGACGACCCCGGCGCCGACCACCGAGUCGCUGGGCGAGGUGACGGCCGACCUGGCACGCAAGAUGAACAUGGAGACGUGGCAGCUGGUCGCCAUCCUCAUUGGCGUGGCUGCGGUGGUGUUGGGGAUAUGUUUUUGCUGCAUCCGAAGAUGCUUCCGGAAAAGGCGAUCCAAGGAUGGCAAGAAAGGAAUGAAGGGGGUCGACCUCAAGUCCGUCCAGCUCCUGGGAUCAGCGUAUAAGGAAAAGGUUCAGCCCGACAUGGAGGAGCUCACGGAGAACGCGGAAGAACCUGAUGAUGGAGACUCCAAAAAGGAGGAGCAGAAGCUAGGCAAACUCCAAUAUAAGCUAGAAUACGACUUCAAUAGCAACAGCUUGUCAGUAACCGUUAUUCAAGCGGAAGACUUACCUGCGCUGGAUAUGGGCGGUACGUCUGAUCCCUACGUCAAGGUCUACCUGCUUCCCGACAAGAAGAAGAAGUUCGAGACUAAAGUUCAUAGGAAAACACUAAGUCCGGUGUUCAACGAAACUUUCGUCUUCAAGAACGUGCCGUAUGCAGAUGCAAUGAAUAAGACUCUCGUGUUCGCAAUCUUCGACUUCGAUCGAUUUUCGAAACACGACCAAAUCGGUGAGGUGAAGGUGCCGCUAUGCCAAGUAGACCUGGCGCAGACCAUCGAAGAGUGGCGCGAGCUGCAAAGCGUUGAAGGCGAGGGGGGUCAGUUGGGAGAUAUAUGUUUCUCGCUGCGUUAUGUACCGACUGCCGGAAAACUCACAGUAGUCAUUUUGGAAGCGAAGAAUCUGAAGAAAAUGGACGUCGGUGGCCUAUCAGAUCCGUACGUAAAGAUAGCACUCAUGCAAAACGGCAAACGACUCAAGAAGAAGAAGACGAGCAUCAAGAAAUGUACACUGAAUCCCUAUUACAACGAGUCAUUUACUUUUGAAGUACCAUUCGAACAAAUACAGGUGCGAGCCGAGAUUGCAAAAUUCGAUAUCGUCGCAUACAGACAGGACGUUUCGAAUGAAAACACAAAAAAUUCGCCCAUCGGCAUUGUUUUAAGGCCUCCCCCCAUGGGCGCGUUAUUAUCGGUUGAUAAUAUCGGAUGCGUGAUUGCGAUAUCUAUUUUUACAUUACAUACACACAUUACAUUGUGUAGAGAACAGCCACGAAGUUACACACUGCUACGAUAAUAACGAAGCAAUAGAUGUAUGACGAAAUAUCGCAAUAACGCAUUCGAUAUUACUGACCGAUACUAACGCACCUAUGGGAGGGCGGGAAGCUUUAGGUUCAUUCGAAAUCGUCUGCUCUGUACGCAUUACUUUGAUGUUGUGUAUUAAAUGUUGUGAAUAUGGAAAACUUACACCACUCGCAUCCAUACCAAUCCUAUCCCGUGUUUGACAGAUGUUUGUUGUUUUAUGUGAAUGGUUGAUGUGAUCAUUGACAUGUUCGCCAUUCAAAUUUAUUUUGCUACUCUUAUUUGAAUGUUUAUUUAUUUACAGUGCAUUGAUAAAAUAAAAUGUUAUACUUUAGUUUUUUUUUUUGAUAAUUUAAUUAUAUUUCGUUAGUGUCAGUGUGUUAUGCUACGGCCACACUGUCGCGCUAUCGCGAAAAUUUUCCGUUUUCACGAUAAGUUGUAUCAAGCAAUAGUCACAUUUCAGAACGCGGUCAGAAAUGUGAAUAUUGCUUGGUUAGAUGCGUCGUAAAAACGGCAAAAGUUCGCUAUAGUGCAGUAAGUGUGGCCGCAGCAUUAUAUUGCUAACUUUAUAGCUAGUGGGUAGUAUUUUUAGUGUUGUGUUGGUCUCAUCUACUGUCUUCCUAAAAUCUUUUAUCUGUCUCUAAUCCUAACUGUGAAUAUCCAGUCAAGUCCCAUUUUGUCCCUCUUUGUAUUACUAAAAGCCACACUUUAUACAGUAGUUUCGAGAUGUUGACCUUUAUCUGCAACACAAUGUUACGGUUGAAGGUUUUCAUGACUCCUGAAAGUGGUAUCAAGGAUGGCUUUAAUUAGUAUGAAGAGAAAAUUACUGAAGUGGUGUUGUAUAAUCUCCCCUCGUAACUGCAUUACAAUUUGGUGACUUCAAAUUGUAAUUACUUAUGGUUUAAGGAAUCCAGUCCCUCGUUCUUCUUCUGCAUCAUGUCUCUUUUCAUAUUUUCACGUUUUCCUUCUUUCACCUCUGCUUUAAACCCCAAUUAUAAAGUAAGUAUCUAAUAUGCUUAAUUUAAUUAAUUACUGUUAGAAAGCGAAUGUUGGCAUGUUAUCCGCUGACCAUUUUUAUUUUUAUGAUCAAGAACACAACAGAUAUACACAUUCUUCCACAGACAGACAAAUUUCACACUGAUGUUUGCGCUUUCGGAAGUAUUAAUAGAUAUUGUGGAGACGACACAUUUUUUUAGAAACAAAUAAGUAUGUUCGUAUACAUAAUACCUAUUAGUAUAUAAAAAACGCAAAUGUUGCUUUAUAAUUUCAUGAUCACAAUUAACAACAUUUUUUAUGAUAAAUGCUACAUCUUAAUUCAUAAAUUACAAUUAGGUAAGUAAGUAGUACCCGUCUAAAGUAUGUAUUUGGAUUCAGUACCUCUAGCAUGAACCAUUAUCGAUUUCGAAUAGUUUGCGAGUGUGAAAUGUCAAUGUCAAAUUUUAUAUGAAAACUUGAACAGCAGUGCUACAAAGUACGUAACGAGAACUAAAAAUCAGUAGAUACACAUUUCGCAAACGUUACGAAUUCGUAUUGGUUCGUACUAAAGGUACUGAAGUCAUUCAUCGAUACCUACUUGAGGCGAUAGCUUUCGACAUAACAUUACUUUGAAAGUCUUCACUAACAUAAUUAAAAUUUUCAUUCUUUCAGCCGCACUCAGAGAUGUCGAAUAAUUAUAAAGUUACAUUAAUGAUGAUGCUAUCUCUUUUACUGACAUAGAAAUAGAAUAAAACCUCAGAAUAAAGUAAACACGUGAUGUGUUUGACAAACAUUAGGUAAAUACCUACAUUAAAUCGACAUCUCUCAGUUCCGCCGCUGUUCUUAGAUUGUGAAAUAGUAGAACACCUGUAUGUUUUGAUUUUGAUAUAAGUAUAAACGUAUCAUCUUGGCUAUAAUUAAUUCAACAGGUACCUACUAAAUUUUCUUUUUUUUAAUAUUAUUCCUCGUAUGUAGUAAUGAAAUCGCCAUUGACCAAGACUAGAUCGUUACAUAAAAAUUCAGUAGAAUAAAAAAACAUAAGACAAGAAAAAAGGGGGUGCUCUGUUAAUAAUAAAGGAACAUGAACAUGAGUCACAUAAAUAUUUAAGGAUUCUGAUAUCACGUGGGUACUUACCUAAUCUGAUCAUGAUGAGAGUCCAGGCCAUUGUCUAAUUUUCCCCUUUGUACCUUCAUAGUAGCCAAGUUGUUACACAAGUUAAAACGAACUAAUUUUAAAUCCACUAAAUAUAACAUACAUAAAGGCAAGAAACAGUACUCCUCUUUCUAGGUACCUAUCUUUAAACAAUACUUGCAGCUACAACUUGCGGAAAUACCAAUGGAGAGACGUCGCAAUAAUAAUAAAUCAUAAUGGUUAGCAUAAAAUAAAAUAAUGGUAAAAUCAGCAUGGCAUGGGAGACACUAAAAUUUAAUUUUCAGUCAAAAAUGAACUUGUUUUCUCAAAAUAAGUAUUUAACCAUUAAGUACUUAUACUUUCCUAGCAAUGAUGCUUAGACUGAUUUUUGUUGAUUCUUGUUUCGACAUCUGACACUAUGUCACACGCCAAAUUUGUCAUCCCUUCGUAAAAUCUAGUACUUACCUACUCCUGGGAUUCCAAUAGUACGAGAUCCGAAGAGAAGUCGUCCUCGCCCCAUCUGCUUACCAGUAAGGAAUAUAUUAAUAAAAUCAUUUAUUGCAGGUAGCUAAGACCCAUAUUUAAAACAUGAUACAACAUAAUAUAAAAACUAAUUAAAAAUACACUUACAUUGUUAUAAUAUAAAGUCAAUCGUUUAUUUGCGAUUCCCAUCAAUGUGCACAGAUAGCCAAUAUCUAUAAAUUGGAUUGUUAAGAUCGUACAAACAUUUUAGUAUGCCGUUACCAGAGCGACGCAGUCGGUAAAUUCAAAACCAUUAAAAUAAAUUUAAAUUUAAAUUGGUGUAAUGGAGACAAAAACACAUUUAUUUAUUUUUAUUUUUCUGUUAAAUCGUUUGUCCCAAUGUUUAAAUAUAAUCAGUUUUCAAAAAUUUGGAAAAUACCCUAUUGUAGGUAUUUCCAACUCAUGCCUAUGCCGAAGAAUAAUGUAAUUAUAGAUCAUUUGGUUAAUUACUUGUUCUGUCUGCUCGAUGUUAUCGUCGUUCACAAUUGUAGAUGGACAAAUUAGAUGUAAAAAAGGCAACAAAAGUCUACAUAUGAAAGAUAAAGGUAAUCUGCCGAAACUUCAAACUCUGUGCCUACUCUCAAAAUCGUAAUAAAUAUAAUGCAAGAUCAAUUUUGGAAAUUGGCUAUUUUACAUUACUCUACAACCAAUGGGAGCGGUGUAUCAAUGAAAAUUUUUACAAAAAUGGGAAAAGUACUUUAUUUGGGAGCUUCCGUUGUAUGUGCUGCAUGAACGAUUAAAGUUGCGCGAAAAUCACGUAUGACGAAAUUAUUCCCCUAUAAAAGUUCUAUAAAAAUACCGCAAUUUGUUUACCUUAUUAGUUUAACGCACAAUUACCUUUUUCCUCAAACUAACGCGUAUUAGAAGUACAGGGCACCUGUAGUGUAUUAUAUUUAUACACCGUAAAUUAUGAGUUACCUGAGAAAUCUUACUAGCUAAUUCAGACAACGAUUUGGUUUACAUAGCUUCGAAAAUAUAUUUUUAUUCUUUAGUUAUUUUUCCGAAAAAUUACCACGUUAGCUCACUAAAUUGUGCAAUGAUGAAACCUCAACAAUUUAAAUUGUGAUAAAAAGAUUCAAAUAAAACUUCCUACUUUUAGGAUCUCCAUAGUAGGUUUAAACAGAGAAUAAUUCCUUAAUAGGUAUGGCGCCGUUUUAGGAUAUUUUUUAAACGAUUUAAAUCAAUAUUUUUCUAUGGGAGUGUAGUACGUUUACUGUUUAUAUUCUUACUAUAUUUUAGUUUCUUAGGUAACUCAAAAUUCACGGUGAAGAUAUACUGAAGUAUGAUGUAGCAUAGAUCAUUCAAACAUAUUCAAGUCCGUUAUGCGGAAUUUUAAAAACGACACUUGAUGUUUUGCUUGAGCUUUAUCACCGUAUAUAUUUGUUAGAUAUGUUUCCUGAACUAAAAACCUUAAAACUUAGAAACGAAAAAGGGGAUAUCGAGAGUUCUACUCACUCAUACUAAUCAGGAGAUAUGUACAACAAGUCCGUGAAAAAUAUCACACCCAGGGUCACGCCGCUCCUUAUUUGUGCGGUGUGCGGUGCACACAGACGCCAUCACAUCACCAAAAUCACCAAGAUUUGUACACAUUUUAUCAGUUUAAUUAAAUUGCACUGCAGAAAGUAAAUCUAGUAGUAACGGUGGUGGACUACGAUCGCAUCGGUACGUCGGAGCCGAUCGGCAAAGUGGUGCUGGGAUACAACGCGUCGGGCACGGAGCUGCGCCACUGGUCGGAUAUGUUGGCCAGCCCGCGGCGACCUAUUGCGCAGUGGCACACCCUCAAGGACCCUGAUGAUGGAGAAAAGAAGGACUAAGGAGAAAUGAGAUGAAAAGAUUCCUCUGGGAACUAGGAGUGCGAGCGUGAAGAACAUACUUCAUCUUUUAAUUCCAACUAAUUACUUUACUAUAGCGAAUUAUAUACUUGAUUAAGUAUAUUGCUUUAAUUAUUCUUAUUUUCUGUAAACACUAUUUGUACAUUGUGAUACUUAUAUUUUACGUUAUUAAUUCCAAUAAUGAAUAACUUGGUCAAAAGCUAAUGAAGUCCCUAUCUACGAUUUAUGUUGAAAAGUAAAAUAUACUGUUAUUUUUUGUCAAUCUAUAUAAUUGCAUACUUUAAACUUUCUCUUAUACAUUUUUUCCUUCACCUCGAUCGACCAUCAAUACUCGUCUUAUAUCUUGCUACUUAAACAAAUAGUUGUGGAGUUCGUUUGACAAAAUGUUAGAAUGUGAUGUGAGGAGUAGGGCUAUACGCUGCUAGAUUUCUUUUGCGACUUCCUCGUCUAUAAUAAACUGUUUUGAUAAUAUUUUUAUAGCUAACAAUAUCGCUUAACGAAAAAUAUUAUUUAGGCUUUAUUAGCCGGCUCCAGACCAACCGAACACGGCUCGCGAGCCACGCUCGGGCUUCCUGCUCGCAAGCCAUGGCACCAGAGACAAAUUUGAAAAGUUGCUAGCGUGCCUCGCGAGACAAGGUGAGUCGGUUUGAGCAUUAAAUUUUUCUCCGUAUAACGAUGGCAAACCACGUGUCAUUAGCUUAUGUUGUCUGGAUAUAUAGUAAAAAAGAAAAAAACGAAAACUCUGGAUUAAAAAAAAUCUCCAGCAAUCUUCUAGUUUACUUUUAUUUAAAUGAUGGAAUCCCACAACAUUUCAAAACUUUCGUAAAGUUGUAUCCAUUUUUAAUUUACUGGCUCGCAAGUGUCUUUACGUCAUUCCACACUGCGCGAUCUGCUCAGACUGAGGCACCUUUGAGUAUCGGCAAAAACUGACAAAUUAUGGCUCGCAACGUGUGCCCGUGGCAGCCCGAUCCGCGUCCAAACAGGCCGAGACAGCCUCGCGAGUCAAUUCCUGCCGUGCUCGGUCGGUCUGGACGCGGCUAUUGAGGUGUUUUAAUUGACUAAGUACAUAUUUUAUCUAAAAAGCGUUUAUUAUAAUCUAUGUAUAAUUUAUAUCGAUGCCCUAAUGUCUAAACACUAUGUAAAUAAGUUGAAUCCUGUUAAAAUUAUUACAUUCUAUUUUACUAAAAUGUAAGUGUUAUAAUAUUGAUACCCUUUUAUUGUAAAAAAAACAGUUCCUCUAUAGAAGAGAAAUUGUGUCAUUGUAGUUAUUUAUAUGAAAGUAUAUUUAGAUGUCUUACAACCUUAGUUAUUUAUGAAAUAUAUCAAUUUCUCUUCUUACGGGGGGCAAUAGGCCUAUCAUAUAGGUCCCUAGUAAUUAUUAUUUUAGGACAUGACAUUAUUUUAUUACACAUUCUUAUUAUUGUUUUAUUAUCCAAGGGAUUAUUUUAACAUCCAGGUUUGCUUAGCAAGCAAAUAUUUCGUAUGUAUCCUCAUCAAAGUGUUUUAUGGUUCUUUUUGUUUAGUUUUAACGUGCGAACGUCACCUAUUAAUUAUAUUGAUAAUAAAUAAAUGGACCCACUAACAACCUUGAGGUAUCAUCGAAUCUAUUAGAAAAUUACAUUUCAAAUCGUCAAAAGUCGUUUGGUUGGACUGCCUGCAAAUAACUUAUGUAAUAUUUAAUUGUGUCGAUGUAAAUCUGAUUUACUAAGAACCUUAAGUUAAAGCCUAGAUAUAAAAUUAAAAUUUAUUUUUAAUUUCAAUGUGAAAUCUAUAAUUAUAAUAAAAUAUAUACCUACAUACAUCUUAGCUAAAGCUUGACUGUUGUUGAUCUCAACUAUGUGUUAUUGUGUAUAUAAUGUAAUCACAUGUUAAAUUUCACAAUCACUUGAUAUAUCUACAUAUAGGAGUAUCGGGCGGGCUUCAGUAAAUUAGCAGUGCACCAUCACGAAACAAGUAGGAAUAGACUUGUGGUUCAAGUACUGUAUUUAACAAUAAAUAAUAACUAUGUUAAUAUAAUAUAGAAUAUACUUAUUAGUAAUUGCAACAGAUUCAUAGCUAGGAGUAGCUUAAAUUGUUUAAGACUAUUGCACAUAAUAAUAUAUACGUAUAGUAAUUUCUUAACAAUAGACAAUUAAUAAAGAUAUUGAUAAUAAUAAAUCUGUGACAUAAAUAUACCAGUAUCGUAGGUAACGAAUUUACUUUAAAGUCGUUUGUUCAAUAUAUACCUUUAUAUAGAUAGCAAAAUCAGUUGUACAAAUCUUUUUUUUAUAGAAUUCAUAGUUGUUAAGUAACAUGUAGCGUUUCCAUUUCUUGUUUACCCUAGUAUCCUAUGAAUCUGUUGGAACACGUCUCAAGCUUUGUACCCAAAACCGCAAAAUGCGAGCGGUGGGCCUCGAUAGUGACAAUAUAGAAAAUCCACAUGAUAAUUAAUAAUUUUUAUAAUCUUAAGAACAAACGAAGUACCCAUGUGUAUAAUCGCUAGAAUACUGAAAUGAACGUAUAAAUAAAUUUAAAUCUACGAUUUAUAAAAACUCCGGUCAGCAGAUAGAAUAUUAUUAGCCGCGAAAUUCGUUGUGAGUGUUUUAACUGGUAUCCUUUAGUCAGAUUAAAGUAGUUACAAGUUAAAACAUUCAACAGAUUAGAACUAUUAUAAAUAAGUUGUUGAGACUAGCCUCGUAACUGCAUAUUUUAAUGUUAUUAUAAUUUUUAAGCAAGAGUUGAUAAAAACAUAAAAACCAAACUAAAAUUGUCCAGCGAGCAUGAUUCAUCUGUCUUGUGCAAUCCUGGCUUGUUCCUUGAGUAGUCAUUGGCUAGUUACCAGUAUUAUAACGUCCAGACAUUGAGUAUAGAUACUCCAAGCGUCCAGGAAACGGAACAUGAAUUCAUGAACACGCUGAUUGCGUGUAUAAAUGGGGCAUGUCACGAUGUCAAAAUGUAGAAAACUAUUUCGUUACGACUGCUGCUUUUCUAUAUAUAAGCCUGUUUAAUUAAAUGAAAAUAAUUUAUAAGGUGUAACAACACCCAGUUACGGGGCGACCGCAACGAACAACAUGCCUCGUGUUCUUCUAUGCGUACUAUUUGAAGUUAGUAUUGACGUGUUGAACUGUUGUAUCGAAUGCUGUUUGUUAAACUUUGAAGUUCGCUGAAUUAAGUGAGAGCGUAAAGAACAUAACCAAUACUGUCAUAUUAACGCAAAAAUGCAGGGUUUUACCUUUCAUAGCUCCAUUGCCCAGUUAUUGCACAUAACUUGAUAACAUCCUAGAUUUUGUUUUGUGGUGUUAAUGUAGACCUAACAUGUAUAUAUCCUUAAAAUUUACUAUUUAUAUAUCCUUAAAAAUCAUAUCACUUAUCACUUGAAAAAGUCAUUGUCAGAUUAAUGUUGUGUUGAACAUUAUUUUAACUAAAAUGUUUAUAUCCCAAUUUUUUUGUUAACAUUAUUUAAUUACUAGAGUUUAUUGAAGUAAUGAAUUAUGUAAACUAUGAAGAAUGUCUAUAAUACAUAAUUAAAUAGAUGUCGUUUUAUUAUUUCAAAAUAACUCAAAUACUUAUAUUUAUAAUUAAAAUAUGUUUUGUAAUAUGGAUGACAACUAACUAUUUUACUUCGUAUAUCAGGUAGAUUAUCGCAUUUUAUGUAACCCACAAUGUCAAAUGAAACACCUUUACAAGUAUUAAAUAUUUAAAAGAAGAAAUGGCAAUUAAAGUAAUAUUUUUAUUUUUUAAGCAUUUAACUGCUAGAUGUUUAAAUCUAAAGAAAAGAUUACUAGAAAAAAAUCCACGCGGACCAGGCAGCAGACGGGAUUAGAAACCGCACCCUUUGCUAUCAGGGCUAAUGCACUGACCAUUAUGCUACCGCAACCCUGACAGCCGUGUCGAAUUUUCUCUAGCCUUAGGCUGCAAGGCAGCGCCAUCUCUUUGCAUUGUAGGUAACCCACAAUUUCAAAUGAAAUACCUUUACAAGCAUUAAACAUUUGAAAAAAGAAAUAGCAAUUACAGUAAUGUUUUUAUUUUUUUUCUUUAUGUAACAGAUGGUAUAAAUAGAAUUUUGUUUAUGCUGUCAUCAUCCCUAUUAUCAUGCUUUCCAAUCGGAAUUAUUAUUAAAUUGAAUAUAGUGACACAUAUCAAAAUCAA
Chilo suppressalis (striped riceborer) is the source of this 10161-nucleotide messenger RNA. Lineage: Eukaryota; Metazoa; Arthropoda; Insecta; Lepidoptera; Crambidae. The record is from the annotation of a GenBank genome assembly.